UGUGCUCUUCCCAGACCUACCAGGGGUUUGCCCUGACACCUUGGGAGAUGAAUUAAAAUGCAGCACACCACGUGCACAGAGGACAGGAUCUACCACGCACUGGAAAGAUGUCUACAUGGGCUUAGCAGAGAUGCUGUCUCCAGCAGAUGGGCUGCAGGGCUGUGCCUGAACUGCUGGAGCCUGCAGGAGCUGGUGAGCCGAGACGCCGGCAACUACCUCAUCCUUGUGGAGAAGAUCCUUGGCAAGACCAAAGAGGUGCAGGAGAAGUGCGACUACGACCUGGUGAUACCCCUGGCCCUGCUCUUCUACUCUGCUGUUCUCUACGCUCCUCACUUCCCGCCAGGCUCUGAUCUGCUCCUGAAAGCUGCCAGUGUGUACCACAGCUUCCUGACCUGGCCUGUGCCCUACUGUGACAUCUUCCGUGAGCUGCUCACCUUCAUCAGCAAUGAGCUGAGGGCCCCUGGGAUCACUUUCCAGAGGCUGGUGAGGACAGAGCAGGGGCUGCCUGUGAAGAACCACCAGAGUUCCACUGUGACGGUGCUGCUGCUCAACCGCUCCGAGGUGCAGAGCGAGUUCCUCUCCAUCGCCAAGAAGCUCAGUGCCAGUGAGCACCCCCAGCACGCCACACUCGUCCUGCUCCUCGGGCACCUCUACCAGGCCAACUUUGGCACCUGCUGUGACCUGGACAGCCUGCACCACCUCCUGAAGUCCAAGACGCUGGAAGAGCUGUUGGAGAUCUACUCCAGUGCCGCCGACGCGCAGGAGAUCGCGGCCACCAGCAGCGACCCCGGGCUGGCCCGGGAGCGGCUCCAGGCUGUGCUCAGGGACAUCGCUGGGGCUGCCUCCUUUCCUGCCAUCACUGGGGAGGCUCAGCCCCACAAGCUCCACACCAUCCCCAUCCCCACAGCUCGCUGCUACACGUACAGCUGGGACCAGGAUAACUUUGAUAUCCUCAAUGACAUCCUCAGCAAGGAGUGCAGCGUUGUUGAGCCCAUGGCCUCGGAGAACGAGGAGGAGGAUGAAGAGGAGGAGGAGGAGGAUGUGGAAACCGAUGGCUGCUCCCCCGAGCGGGACUCGCUGCUUUCCCCCCUCUGUGCCAUUUCCAGUGACUCCGUGUACUCUGUGCUGUCAGAGGAGGGAUCUAAGCCCUCGCGAAUGUCCCUCUUCACCUCCUCCAAGGACUCCAUCUCGGAGCUGACGGUGGUCUCCAGGAAGUCCCUGAAGUCGUUCGUCUCCAGCCUGAAGGACUGCAUGGACAGCGGGUACGCAGAGGACAGCGACGAGAGCUCCCUGGACGUGGUGGGGAGGACGGAGCUGAAGGCGGAGAAGGCCCACCACAAGUACAGGCAAACGCUGACCAACAAGAUCUACAAACUGUUCAAGAGCAAAAGCCAGCUGGUGCUGCGGAGGGAGCUGAAGGAGUGCGGGGACACGGGGUCGCUGUCACUGCCGCUGCGCCGUGCCGAGAGCCUGUGCGCCUCGCGGGCCCGGCUGCGCAUCCCGGCGCGCUCCCGGCGCGCUCAUUCACUGCCCCAGCAUGUGCUGAGCCAGCGCCUGCCCGCCCCGCUGGCCCCACAGCACCUCAGCCUGCCCCGGCGCCCCUUCCUCAGCUACGACGAGGACAACAAGGUGUCCACCCUGCGCGUCGUGGUGUUCGGCUCCGACCGCAUCUCGGGGAAGGUGGCCCGAGCCUACAGCAACCUCAGGCUCAAGGAGAGCACCUGCCCCUCACUGACAAGGUACUUCAAGCUGCAGUUUUUCUACGUCCCCGUGAAGAGGAGCUGCUUGGCUCCCUCGACCCCCCUGCUGCACCAUCCCUCCCCAUGCCUGGGGGACCCACAGCUCCGGGCACAGGAUCCCACCUCUGCUGGGAUGGAGAGCAGCACCAACGACAUCUCCCACUACAUCGGCAUGUUGGACCCAUGGUACGAGCGCAACGUCCUUGGGCUGAUGAACCUGCCCAUGGACGUCCUGUGUCAGUCUACCAAGCCGGAGGCUGAGCCCCAGGAGGACUCCCAGGAGCAGCUGCCCAUCCUGGCAGACAUGAUCCUCUACUAUUGCCGCUUCGCCACACGCCCCGUCCUGCUGCAGCUCUACCAGACAGAGCUCACCUUCAUCGGGGGAGAAAAGAUGACCGAAGUCUUCAUCCACUCCCUCGAGCUGGGCCACUCAGCAGCCACACGGGCCAUCAAGGCAUCAGGUCCAGGCAGCAAAAGGCUGGGCAUAGAUGGAGACAGGGAAGCAAUCCCAUUAACACUACAGAUUGCCUACAGCAAGACAGCUGUCAGUGGAAGAAGUCACUGGAAUGAUGUUGAGAAGGUCUGCACAUCUGUCAACCUCAGCAAAGCCUGCAAGAAGUAUGAAGAACUUGCCUCGAAGACAGAGUGCCUCAACUUAACCAUGACAGAGGUGGUCAAAAGGCAAAACUCCAAGUCCAGAAAAAGUUUCAAUCAGAUCAGUGUGUCCCAGAUAAAAGUAGACAAGGUCCAGGUUAUUGGUGUCCAGUCCUCCUUUGCUGUGUGCCUGGACCAGGAUGAGCAGAAGAUCCUGCAGAGUGUAACCAGGUGUGAGAUCUCUGUGUGCUACAAACCCAGGGACAGUGAUCCCUUUGCACUCAGAGGGUCCCCUCUGCCUGCCCAGGACCCCUCUGAGUUCCACUCUCUCCUGUGUUUACCCAUUGCCACCUUCAGUGGAGCACUGCCUUGAAGACCCCUGUGUCCUUCCAGACCAGACUCCCAUCCCACAGCAAUCCAGGCUCAGGAAGAGGAAGCUGAUUGUCCUGCUUUGGACACCCAGCCAUGCUCGUCCAAGACAUCCUGGAGCUGAAGGCUGGUGGCUGAGCUGCUCCUGGCCUGAGCUUAGCCCUCCCUUGGGAAAUGGGAAUGCUGGUGGUGUGCUCUGGUAUCUCUCAGGGUUCCUCAGCAAGGGGAGGAAAGUGGUUUCCUUGAGAUCUCCACCUGGCAACACCUGGGUGAAGAGGGCAAGGCAAGGACGGGGAUUUUCCUGCCAGCAAGUGGUGCUGUGGCUGUGUUUGACAGUGACUGCAAGGCCAGUGGGAUAUGGGGUGGGGGAAGUGAACUCAUGGGGGGAUAUUUUGGCAAGUGAAUGUCCUUGGCUGAGUGGAGGUAGGUGUCCUCAAUGUGUGUGGAGCUACAGAUCACCCAGCCAAUGUCAUUUCACCUGUGACAGGUCAAGGAUGCUCAGGGCAGUUCUUUGGGGAUGGGAUGGGCUUUCUCAAGGUUUCCUUUAAAUUCUGGAGGUUGGGUGUCUUGCAGACAAGCAGAGCAACCCAGCAAGCCCCCAGCAUGGGCUGUAAACUGCUGUGUGUCCCAGUGAAUCGAGUGCCAUAGGCCAUUCCAGGGCAGGACAGCACGUUGUGUAUCCAUGUAUUUAAUGGACAUCCAGGACCUGCAGGAGAGAGUUUCCAGUUUCUGCAGAAUUUCAGCAUUCACCCAUGAGUAUUCCCUGUUCAGCCCCUGGUCUUGCUUCCUGCUCCCCAGCACUGUUUGCUGGAGACACUCCAGAGGCUGAAUCCUCAAGAGCUGCUUGAAAUACAUCAGGAACUGUGCUGAACUCAGGGAGGGAGGGAAGUGCUGGGGAAACCACUAGGAUUGCCUUGAGCUCACCUGAAGAGGCACCUUUGAUAGAGAAAGACCCAGCACCAGAACCUUUAUGACACUUGCAAGGGACAAUAGGAUUUGAGAUCCCUCUCCCUGGCAAGACUCAUUCCUCCCUCUUCCUUCUCUCUGCAAGGCUGUAGGUACAGAAAGGUGCAAUAUUUGGGGGUAUUUAGAGGUAUUCUGACCCAAUGAGCAAAAAAAAUAAGACUGGGAAAGCUUUUCCAGGUUUCUUAGCCCUCCAGCUGUUUCUUGGUAGUUUUUGGGGAUUGUGGUCCUUGCUGGCUCUGGUGUCCUCAGCAGUUGAGUGUAACUUCUGCCAGUGGCCAGAGAGGAGCAAAUACGAGACAUGAACACAAUCCUGAGGCCUCUGUGCUCCAUCCUUCCACCUGAAUCAACCACCCCAAGGAUGGUGUUGCCUUGGGAACUCUAAGAAAAGACCCUCAUGUGGGCUGAAGGAUCCAUUGAACAUGAACACUGAACAGCUCUGGCUCCACCAGGAUGCAGAGCCAGCUUAGACUCCUAGCAAGGACCCACCUUCCCCUGCCAUGCACCAACCCCAGGAGCACCCAUCUCUUCCUGCAUGGAGCAGUGUCCAUCCCUCGCUCUCAGCACAGGCUUGGCAGGUCAUGCUGGGCUGUCUCCUCCCCCACAGGCUGCCUGCAGGGUGAUGCAGGACCACUGAGGUCACUGCUGUGCACUUCUCUACGUCACUAUUUGAAGUUCAUAAGGCUCAAGGGAUCAGAAACAGAUUGGAAUGGCUCUUGGAAUAAGUUUUCUUCACCGACUUUUCAUUUCCCAGACAGGUUUGUGUGUGUUUUCUCCAAUGGGGCUGAAAUUUGACAGCUGGUUAUUGUUGUCCAAUAUUUUAAAAUAGCACCUUAUCCUGUCAAAACAUUGCUGUUUGUGAUCCUGAUAUCUGGCUAAAUAUAUCCCUGCCACUGGUAUGAUAUCAACCACUCUGCUUUCAGCUGGCCCUCCAGGAAUACUGGAGAAGAGAAUUUCCAUCCCAUAGAGGAAAAACAAGCACAGACUCUAAGGACUCGUAAUCCUGGCCAAGGUUUUGACCUCUGAUGCUUUCUGGAAAGGAAAGAAUUACAGGGUUCUUUCAGGUCACCCUUGUACAUAUGUGCAGCCUCACCAAAUCUGUGUAAAGUCUGUGCUGAUCUGUAAAAUACUGUUCAAAGAACUUUUAAAGUGAUUGUAAAAUAUUAAAUGUUGAUUUAUUUCGAGUACAA
Molecule: messenger RNA, 4855 nt
Organism: Myiozetetes cayanensis
Lineage: Eukaryota; Metazoa; Chordata; Aves; Passeriformes; Tyrannidae
Gene: PIK3R5
Product: phosphoinositide-3-kinase regulatory subunit 5
Exons: 19
Coding region: 58-2706 (882 amino acids)
Biological process (GO): G protein-coupled receptor signaling pathway; positive regulation of MAP kinase activity
Cellular component (GO): phosphatidylinositol 3-kinase complex, class IB
Molecular function (GO): 1-phosphatidylinositol-3-kinase regulator activity
Source: RefSeq, a predicted model, not a curated record